This is a messenger RNA of Eublepharis macularius, 4138 nucleotides long. Its product is annotated as cytochrome P450 4B1-like. Lineage: Eukaryota; Metazoa; Chordata; Lepidosauria; Squamata; Eublepharidae. Gene Ontology annotation, molecular function: oxidoreductase activity, acting on paired donors, with incorporation or reduction of molecular oxygen; iron ion binding; heme binding. Bases 145 to 1812 code for a protein of 555 amino acids. The transcript has 12 exons. The record is from RefSeq and is a predicted model, not a curated record.
GAACAAUUAUUGACUUAACAAAUAGCUUUUGGGGGUGGGAACUAAAAGUCUUCAGGACGGUUGCAGUUCUUUCCACUGUUUCCUUGUUGAAAAUAUGUUUAGACCAAGAUUAUGCAUUUCGUUUAAAGAAUAAUUCUUCAAGUCAUGUUUCUGCAUGGUUUUUUUAGUGCUGCUGAGAGUGUUACACCUGGCAAUCUGAACAACAGAAAUCUAAUGGAAGAAGAAUCAGAGCCUAAUGCUGACAUGGGAGGAAGUGCAAAAUCUCUGCUAGGGGCUCUUACCAGCUCUUUUUGGUUUUGGUUGCCUCAAGAUUUCUGUCAGAUUUGUCAGUUGAUUAUUAUUUUGAUCUUCACUUAUGUGGUCCUGAAAGCCAUCAUGAUGUAUCGGCAGAAGCAGUACCUGAUCCAAGUCCUCAGAUGUUUUCCUGGACCUCCCACCCACUGGCUUUAUGGCCAUUUCAAAAUGAUGAAACCAGAAGAAGAGUUCCUGACUGUUGAAUCAUGGACAAAAAUAUAUCCACAUUGUUAUCCAAUAUGGUAUGGAGGAUUCUUACCUUUCCUAAACAUCAACCAUCCAGAAUACGUGAAAGCAAUAUUUAGUAGAGGUGAUCCUAAAUCGCUUGUUGUAUACAACUUCCUAGUGCCAUGGAUUGGAAAGGGAUUACUAAUCCUCAAUGGGCCGAAGUGGCAGAGGCACAGGAAGCUCCUGACUCCAGGAUUCCAUUAUGAUGUACUGAAGCCAUACGUACCUCUGAUGGCAGACUCGGUCAAAGUGAUGCUGGAUAAAUGGGAAAAGUUGGUCCCCAAAGACAGAACAACACCGGUGGAAUUGUUUGAGCAUGUCAGCUUGAUGACUCUUGAUAGCAUCAUGAAAUGUGCCUUCAGCUAUGAAAGCAAUUGUCAGAUGAACAGGGAUAAUUCCUACAUUAAAACUGUGUUUGACCUCUGCUUCAUGUUUUAUCAACGAAUGAAGACACCUCUUCACCAUAAUGACCUCAUUUACUGGUUCACUUCUGAAGGUCGUCAGUUUCGAAAAGGCUGCAAAAUAGCUCAUCAUCACACAGAUAAAGUAAUAAGAGAGAGAAAGGAGUCCCUUAAGGAUGUGCGAGAACUUGAAAAGAUCCUGAAGAAGAGGCACCUGGACUUUUUGGAUAUUCUUCUUUGUGCAAAGGAUGAAAAUGGUAAUCCAUUAUCAGUUGAAGACUUGCGAGCUGAAGUGGACACAUUCAUGUUUGAAGGUCAUGAUACUACAGCUAGUGGAAUCUCUUGGCUUCUGUAUUGUAUGGCCCUGAAUCCUGAACAUCAGCAGAGAUGCAGAGAGGAGAUACAAGAGCUUCUUGGGGAACAGGAAACUAUACAGUGGAAUGACCUGGGAAAGAUGACGUAUACCACUAUGUGUAUUAAAGAAAGUCUUCGCCUUUACCCUCCUGUACCUAUGAUAGCUCGAGAAUUAGAGGCACCAGUGACAUUUGCUGAUGGGCGAACCUUACCCAAAGGGUUUCUGGCUAUGUUGCACUUUUAUGCCCUUCACAGAAAUCCAGAAGUUUGGGACAAUCCUGAGGUUUUUAAUCCACUACGGUUUUCCCUGGAAAAUGCAGCUACUCGUCAUCCAUAUGCUUUUCUUCCUUUUGCUGCUGGACCAAGAAACUGCAUUGGGCAACAGUUUGCCAUGAAUGAGAUGAAAGUGGCACUUGCCUUGACACUUCUGAGGUUUGAACUUUCGCCCAACCCUUCCCAUGCCCCCAUUCCUAUUCCACAGGUUAUCACCCGAUCAAAGAAUGGGAUUGUUGUGAAUCUGAAGAUUCUCCACUGAUGCAUGAUACUACUACAAUGGUAUAUAUUGGCAGGCAUCAAAACCAGGACUUUUUGUGUGUGGCUGUAUUCGUUGGUAUUGAGAACUUUUCACCUUGGGUGUGUGUGUGUGUAGUUUCUUCAAAGUCUUGAGGGGAGAAUUGGUGGAAGCCAGUGCAAUUUUAUAUAUGAGUACCAAAGCAUUAAAAAGCCUUGAACAUAAAUAUUAAUAUUAGGCAAUGUAUGUUUACCCUAUUUCAUAUCCUAAUAAUUAUAAACUGGAAUUUUUGUCAUUCUGGUAACAAAGAAGCAGGUUAAAGACGUCCUGACAGUUCUAAGUAAAAACUCAUUCAUGAAAUUUAUUAUCUUCUAUUACAUGUUAUUUCAAAGCCAUUUACAGAAUUUAUUAAGGGUUUUAAAAAUAAUUCUUAAUUCUGUCCGCUGCAUUUAAUAUUCGAUUAUAAAAAAUGCAUAUGGCAUGGCCUGUACAUUUAUUUUUCAGUAAACAUUCAACAUUCUUAUGAUAUGAUUUUCUGAACUCCUCAGAAGGUCAAAGUCAUGACAUUUUCUCCUUGAAACAGAGAGUGGUCUCAUGGGUAGUGUGCUAGACUUGGACAUGCAAAUCUUAGCCAUGAAGACAAACAUGAAGGUAGAGCGUGUCAGGAUCACGACAAUGACAAGAAUGAUGUUUUUAAUAUAUACUUUCUGGUGGCUAAUAACAACAACAACAACAACAACAGCAACAGCCUAGGGAUUAAUCUGUGAAUAUUUUACUCUAAUCAUCAUUCUUUAUUGCUGCCAAAUGCUUUUGUCAGCAACUAACUAGUGAAAAAUGUAUUAAAAUCCUUACCUUUUAUAUAUGAGUUUGGUCAGUCAUGACAGGUGGAGAACUGGGAUGCUGGUCAUUAUAAUGAAUUGUCUGCAGACUGCAGUCUUGAUCCAAUUGUACAAUAACCCAGUACCUACUCAACAGUUUCUUUUCACUUGUGUUAUUUGCCUUAUAAUAACAUAAAUGACGUAAAUAAAUAAUAUCAAGAAUUAAGUUCACUGAUGAGAGAGAGAGAGAGAGAGAGAGAGAGAGAGAGAGACUAGAAUGUCAUUUUUAUUGUUGGCCUAGACUUUAACAAUAAAGUAAAUUUUAUUCAUCUUAAUAUAACUUCAGUGCUACAUAAUGUGGGUCAGUCACUAUUAAACCUUGCAGUGCAACAAUUUUUCCAGUUGUCUGAUUAUUCACAUUAUCACAAUAUGGAAAUAUAUUUCUGUGGAAUAUUCCAAUAUACACAUUUGUACUUUUCUGUAUUUUUAUGAUGUUUGUAAUUUACUCUGUAAAUUGUUUAUUUGGAUCUGGCAAAACCUAUCUCUGAACAAACAUAUAGUUUAAUAUAAAAUGUCUUAAGUAACUAAGUUACAAGAGGUUUAACUGGUUAUGAUUGAUUAUAUUAUUAUUUGCAAAACUAAAUAGAGAACUGUGACACAUGUGGGAACAAAUCAUCUUUAGCUUCUGUGUUUCUUGGCCAACUGUUAUCACAUUGAACACUCUCAAUGAGUACCCACAUUGCAGAAAUGUUUCUUGCUGGUAAAAUAUCAAAGAGCUGUAAUUGAAGGCUUGGAUCCAGGGCUGUUUCCACACUACUCACCUUCAAUCGGAACGCCGUGGAAUGUUGCGAAACAACGCAGAAGAUAACGUUUUCUCGCUCAAGUUUUGUGCGACAUCAUGCAAAACUCGCACGCAUUUUGUUCGCAAUAUUCCUCGGCAUUCUGAUUGAAGGUGAGUAGUGUGGAAACAGCCCAGGUUAUCUUUUCAUUAGGGAAUUGUUGGGGUGCUCUAUUGUUUUCUAUAUGCAGCUCUUUGUGGUCUAAAUUGACUAAAGAACUUAUAAAUAAAUCUUUUCUCUCUAUGUACUUAUCACCUCUCAUUCCAUCCUGUAUUUUGGUAGUAAUAACAUGAAGGCCUUGCUGUGUAUAGUCAGUUUGUACAUUGAGAACAAAUGAAAGCUACAUAUGUUUCCUUCCUGUCCUGUUUUCAGCCUUGGGUAUUUCUUCCUUAGCCAUGUAGAGAUAAUCACUGAGUCUUUCUGAUAGCUUAUGUUACAUGACCCAAAAGGAAACAUAAUCUUGACCUGUCAAUCUAUCAUGUUAUGAACAUAAUGAGAAAUUUACUUGAUUGUUUAUAUAUUCUAGUAAUAAUCUUCUGUGCAGUAAGCAAUUGUUGUUUACUUGCAUCAUGCCUGUGUGAUGGUAUAAAUGUAGGUGCUGCCUGUUUGUUGACAUGCACUAUGCUGUGAUAAUGUGUGCAUCAGGCUUAUUUGAGAACUUCUCAAAAUAAAACGUUUCUGCUUCUAAGAUCA